Molecule: messenger RNA, 862 nt
Organism: Vigna umbellata (rice bean)
Lineage: Eukaryota; Viridiplantae; Streptophyta; Magnoliopsida; Fabales; Fabaceae
Product: F-box/kelch-repeat protein At3g23880-like
Molecular function (GO): protein binding
Source: RefSeq, a predicted model, not a curated record
AGUCUUUAACCACUUUCUGUCUGGGAAAUGUCUAUAAAAGAAUGUGGGAAAAGAUGUAGAGAAAGAAAUUGGUGUAAAUGAUAAAUGAUAGGUAUUGUAAUAGUAAAGGAAAAAGGGAAAAGAAACAUAGAUUGCAUCAGAGAAAAAGCGCCGAGGAAAGCAAGACAUGAACAACCACACUCUUCCUCUUCUCCCUCUGGAAGUGAUCAGAGAAAUUCUUCUGUUAUUGCCGGUGAAAUCCCUUUUGCGUUUCAAGUGUGUUUCCAAGUCAUGGCUUUCUCUCAUUUCCGAUACCCAAUUUGGCGUUUCCCAUUACGACCUAGCUACCACACCCACCCAUCGAAUCCUUAUGAGAUCAAACGAUUUUUAUGCUCAAUCCAUUGACAGAAACGCACCGUUUAUAGAUCACGGAGAGGGUACUCUGUGUUUGCUUCGUGCUGUGCAUCUCCUUCUUCCCCCUCCUUCUCCCCCUCGCAUUCCAGAUUUUUUUCACUUCGGUGAUUUUCGCAAUCAGCCUCACAUUUUGGGCUCCUGCAGAGGGUUUGUUCUCUUGUACUACCAGAGGAGCGAUGAUCUCAUUCUCUGGAAUCCCUCAAUUGGUGUUCAUAAACAAUUACCACACUUUCAAUAGAAUAACAUAACCCGUGAGUUUCUCUAUGGUUUUGGGUAUGACCCAUCUGAAGAUGACUACUAGAUUACAAUUGUUUCAUUCUCGUCUUCGUUUUCUGCUGAAAUUGAAACCCACGUUUUCUCCUUCAAAACUGCUUCCUGGAACAGUGUUCUUGUCAAUGUUCCAUAUUCAGAUCCUGGCAAUUGCCUUGCUGUCAGAGCUGGGUUACUCUUCAAUGUGACCCCUCAUUGG